Messenger RNA from Fonsecaea multimorphosa CBS 102226, 1752 nucleotides. RefSeq lists its product as uncharacterized. Gene Ontology annotation, cellular component: cytosol. Gene Ontology annotation, biological process: positive regulation of TORC1 signaling; positive regulation of GTPase activity. The transcript has a single exon. The record is from RefSeq and is a predicted model, not a curated record. The coding region runs from base 1 to 1752 and encodes 583 amino acids. NCBI's taxonomy places the organism in Eukaryota, Fungi, Ascomycota, Eurotiomycetes, Chaetothyriales, Herpotrichiellaceae. Gene Ontology annotation, molecular function: GTPase activator activity.
AUGCCUGUUCCGCCCGCUGCUGCUAAUGACCACUGCGCUUUCGUUCAAUAUGAACUAACGCUCCCUUUUCAGCUCGCACUCACCCACUUCUGCGAGGCCCAUGGCCCCAAGUCCGUUCUCUGCACCCAAGUCCUGCCCUUGGAAUGUGCAUUAUGCCUUCCACCGUCGCCUCCUCUGAGAGCUUCCUCGUCCACCGAGUCCCUUGCCACCCAAGUCCAUAAUCCCUCCCUUGAAGCCUCACAGAACCUCCAGGCUCCGCCAUCACUGAGAAAAACCGACACGAAUUCCACCUGGCCCACCGAUAUUUCCGGCGCAUCCACCGCGAUCGACUCGGAAACAGAGCCUGAAAGUCCUACCAUCGAGAAACACCCUCUCUUUCAGCCAGUUGACCAGUCACGGACGCUCUCCUCACAGUGGCGGUAUGGUCGGAACCAAGAUGAGACCUGUGCCAGCUGCAGUUUCUCGGUCCCGAAGGCCGUAGCAGAAAAGCUCCCCGUCGGCGCACCAGGUAGCAAGAGAGCGAAUCACCAAAACAACAUCAAUACAGGAGCGCCAGUGCUGCGAUCAAGGGAAUUUGUGUGUCUCCGAGAAAAGAAGAGAAGGAAUAGCAGUCUUCACGUCUCGGACGAUUCCAAGCCGUCCUCCUACGGCUCAUCCGUCACGUCAUCUGGCUCCUCCCAUGCGACAUCACAUCUCCAGACUCACCGGUCCGACGACUGUCACGACCACACCCUAACUUACCUCACGGCCAAAUCCCCCGCGGAUCGGGAGAGCUAUGCCCAACUACGUGCUUCUGUUAUUCGGACUCUGUCCUGCGAACUUCUCCCCCGAGGCAUGUCGGACGGCCCUUUCUGCUUCGGUGACUCCAACACAGGCUAUACCAUUGCAUACGUUUUUCGGCUCACAGAUCCAAAGGCCCGAGGCCGACGGCGGGCAUACGCUUUCCUGGCUUUAGCGGGGAAGGAUGCCAGUCGCGCAUUUGAAGCUUGCCCCAUGCUUUGGGAAUCGUUCGCGCGGAUGGCGAAAGGUAUUGAAACAGCUGCCCAAAAGCAACGGUUGAAAGAAGAAAAAGAAGCCGAGCUGGACACAAGCGGCAAAUCCACCGCCAGGAAUUACACUCCCGUGUCUUCCUUCUUGACGGCUCGCACGGUUGACCCAGACGGCCACCCGCGGCGUGUUGGACAAGCCACGCCGCGUAGCUUGGCCGAGAUCGUAGGCGACGAAAAUAUUUUCACAUUCCUGCACCAAUAUUUUGUCGCUAUCCUGCGUUGCCUGGGCGAGCGCUUUGGUGGACCGCCACUGGCAGAAAAUCCGCUGGUUUACCACUCUACCAGUGAAGAGUCGCCGCGAUUUAGCAAAGCAGACGUUGCUCAAACCAGCGAGCAUAGUCACGAUAGUGAUCUAGGUCUCGCAGAUUCUAAAACUGACAAGAAUCAUUUCGAGAGCCUCAGAGACCAAGAUACCACCCCAACACCGCAACUUUAUCAGAUGAGUCCCAGCAAGACUUGGCCAUUGCAACAACCAAAGCAGCAAGAGGUGAUAGAGACCAUUGCGCCCGAGAGGAAAGACAAGUCAAAUGGAGAUUGCGUAUCCGAUGUUGAUCUUGCAAAGUCAAACGCGAAAAAGACCAUCAAAGAGAAGGACAAGAACAAGAUGUUCGCCAGUACUAAUAUGACCUUGAAGAAGCUGACUCCGCAAUGUGCGAUGCCCAUGGCCGUCACUGAGACAGCCCAGAGGCAGGUGGUCGUAUGA